AGUCCCGCCCCCUUAGUCAGGAAGGAAGUGGAAGUCUCUGUAGCUACCCAGACGCCGCCAUCGCGCGUGGUACUUGCUGUUAGACCAGAGGUGACUGAAACCUGCAUCGCUGCAGAAGCUGAGACUGCGUGAGCCAUGGUGGGGAGAUCCCGGCGGCGCGGAGCCGCACGGUGGGCAGCUGUGCAAGCCAGAGGUGGCCGCACCGCGGCAGACGAAAAUGAAGACGAUUUAGGUGGGCCACCCUCACCCCGGGACUCCAGCUACUACCAGGACGAGGUAGAUGACUUCCAUGAGGCACGGGCCCGGGCAGCUUUAGCCAAGGGCUGGAGAGAGGUAGACAGCGGGGAGGAGGAGGAGGACGGCGAGGAGGAGGUGCUAGCUAUAGAUGUCGAUGAAGACGGAGAGAGUACGGAGGAGGAGCAGGAGGAGGAGGAUAGUGAUGGGAGCUCCGUGCAGAGUGAGGCAGAGGCCUCUGUAGAUCCCAGUCUGUCUUGGGGUCAGAGGAAGAAACUUUACUACGACACGGACUAUGGCUCCAAAUCCCGAGGCCGGCAGCAUCAACAUGAAGUAGAGGAGGAGGAGCGAGAGGAAGAGGAGGAAGCGCAGAUCAUUCAGCGGCGCCUAGCCCAAGCCCUACAAGAGGAUGAUUUUGGAGUCUCCUGGGUGGAGGCCUUUGCGAAACCCGUGCCACAAGUCGAAGAGGUUAAGACACAGGUCGUGAAGGAUUUGGCUAAAGUUUCAGUGAAAGAAAAGCUGAAGAUGCUGCGAAAGGAAUCUCCAGAGCUCUUGGAGCUGAUAGAAGACCUAAAAAUCAAGUUAAGAGAAGUGAAAGAUGAGCUAGAACCGUUGCUGGAGUUGGUGGAGCAAGGACUCAUUCCACCCGGAAAAGGAAGCCAAUACCUGAGGACCAAGUACAAUCUUUACUUGAACUAUUGUUCUAACAUCAGUUUUUAUUUGAUCCUGAAAGCGAGAAGAGUCCCCGCACAUGGACAUCCUGUCAUUGAAAGGCUUGUUACCUACCGAAGUCUGAUCAACAAGCUGUCAGUUGUGGAUCAGAAGCUGUCAUCUGAAAUUCGACAUCUACUUACACGUAAGGAUUGUGCUGUAAAGAAAGAACUGAACCCAAAAUCUAAACUCACCAAAGCCAAGCCUAAGUCUGCUUCAGAGACUUCAGCUUCUAAAAAUCGCUCUGAUGAUUCAGAUUUUGAUAAAGAUGCUGCACUGAAAUACUAUAAAGAAACAGAGGACAGGCAGAAGUUAAAGAGAAAGAAAGAAGAAACCAACGCUGAAGAACUGGCUCAUGAAGUUCAGAAUUCCAAGAGAGCCAUUACCUAUCAGAUUGCUAAAAAUAGGGGACUCACACCUAGGAGAAAAAAGAUUGAUCGCAAUCCCAGAGUGAAACAUAGGGAGAAGUUCAGGAGAGCCAAAAUUCGAAGAAGAGGCCAGGUUCGUGAAGUUCGAAGAGAAGAGCAACGUUAUAGUGGUGAAUUAUCAGGCAUCCGUGCUGGAGUUAAAAAGAGCAUUAAGCUUAAGUAAAAUACAUGCUUAAUUAAGGUUUUUGGCAAUCAUGUUGGAUUAAUAAAUUUUUUUAACUAAAGUGAUUAUUUUGGUAUAUUAAGUUUAAAAGUUAAUGCCAAGGAAGAGGGGGGGUUACUGCUUAAUUUAUGUGCUCUUUAGUUCUUAUUGAAGUCAUUAAGAGUUGUGGGAGCAGUAUGAAGAUGGUUGGGGAGACGACUGCUGAAAAAAAGACGUGCUUUAUUUUGUAAGUUUUAGCCUGGUAAAGUUUCCUGUUCAGUUAAUUAUGGAGUGGUAAUGGAACUUAAGCACUUGUGUAACUUUUUAGAUAAGUAGACUGUACCUUAGGCAACAUGUAAGACAGUGUAUAGAAGUAGUUCUGCCAUAUAUUUACCUAGCUACACUACUUGGGCUGGAUGCUUAUUAAUCUGUGAGUCUAAUGUUGAGUGGAUUUUGUAUAUGUUAUGGUAAAAGUAUAGGAAUGAAGAGAAACUUUGAUAACAAAAAGGAAAAGGAAAAACAAUUUGUGAAUAUUUUCUAAUAGUCCUUCAUAUGAUAAAAGUGAAAACUCCAUUUCUGCGCUGGCUUGCAGUCAUUGCUGAACUUUUUUAAAGAUUUAAGUGGCAGCUUUAAGAGGUAACAAAAGUCAGUGACAUUAGUCCCUGUAUUGAGGGAAAUGUUGAUACUUAAUUUUAAGGUGUUUAGGAUGAUGCCAGGGAAGAAAAUGAGAGGCCUGGCAAAAGAAAGCACAGAACUCUUAGCUCUGCCAUCACUUAUUUAUUAAAUGUGCUAUAACGGCUAUCAAUGCGGGAUGAUCAGUGCUUAACACACUUACCACGUACCAGCUCUGUGUCACAUCUCACCCAUAAAGUCGUGAGCUAGAACUGCCCUGUGUCACAGAUGAGAUGAAGUUCUUGGGGGAGAUUAACUUUCUAAGAGACACCUUGGGAUUUGAGCCCAAACUAACUGAAUAAAUGAGCAUUUAUUCUCUUUAUCCCUGGCAUACUGCUGCUUCCUCAGAGUACUGCAUAUGCCAAAUUCUUUUGGGUUUUCUUAAAAGGUUGGAAGUGAAAGCAUCAAGUGCUUACUACUCUGAAUACCUUAUUUCCCUUUAUUCCUCAAUAGCCCUAUGUGGUGAAUUCUAUUGUCCACAUUUUGAAGAUGAAAUUGUGGCAGAGAAUGAACUUUACCAAAGUCAUCUGGCUAUUAAGUAACAGAGGGAGGACUUUUCAACCCAGCCUUUCUGGCUUUAAAGUCCAAUCCUUUUUUUUUUUUUUUUUUUCUGAUAAAAAUAGAAAAAGUACAGAUUUCAGAGUUAUUUACCAAGGUGGUUUUGGUUUUCUUUGUUUUAUGGUACUGGGUAUUGAGCUGAGCACCCUGUACCAAGUUUUUUG
Messenger RNA from Octodon degus (degu), 2909 nucleotides. It is a transcript of the gene Utp3, whose product is annotated as UTP3, small subunit processome component. The record is from RefSeq and is a predicted model, not a curated record. Gene Ontology annotation, cellular component: small-subunit processome; nucleolus. Lineage: Eukaryota; Metazoa; Chordata; Mammalia; Rodentia; Octodontidae. Bases 136 to 1536 code for a protein of 466 amino acids. Gene Ontology annotation, biological process: maturation of SSU-rRNA from tricistronic rRNA transcript (SSU-rRNA, 5.8S rRNA, LSU-rRNA). The transcript has a single exon.